GCCCAGGCAUGUGUCCUCAAGCGAAAAGGAUGAAUCGGCGAAUCUCUCUUCUUCAUCCAUCCUUCGUGACUUUGCUCCAAUAUCCCCAAACAUGGCCCACCAGAUCUCAACCAGAAUCAGCCUGCGAUGGCUCCCAGAGGCGCCUUCUGAACCAACAGACACUCUCGUCUUCAACGUCGGUGCCUUCUUCCUCGACCUGCGCGUGCUGAAAGCCGAUACCUCAAUUGACUGGGGAAUGGCAGGAGAGCGCCAAAUCCUCUCGAGGGAGCCGCUGCAAUGCCGCUGGAUCAAGAUAAUCGAUUCGCUCGGUUCAUCCGAGCCAGACGAAGGCACAAUUACACCUCUUCCAAACGGCGACGAUCUUGAGACUGGGAGCAUGCCGUGCGCGGAAAGGGGCAUCGCGGUCACCGAGUACGAAGAAGUGUGGAGGAAGCUUUGUCCUCGUCCUGGGCCGGAACACGGCUGGAUAUUGCAAAGUGUGGCGGGGAAGACGCUCCUUGGGAGGAUAGGCGGUGGGUAUUUGGCUUUGAGUAAAGAAGAGGGGCGUAAGUUUGGCGCUAGGAGCGAGGAAUGGGACCCUGAAAAUGGGUGGAAAGUGAAGUAUGCAAUUGGUGAUGUGGAAGGUGUGCCGAGCUUUGCAGGUACUGGGAGUGAGCUCUUGGAUGGCGAGGCUUCCUGGAAGAUCGGAGAGAGAGUGUUGGUCUUUGGUAAAGAAUAUGUGGUGUGUGCUUUUGAGGACGUUAAGUAGUCUUCCGUAGCUGGAGGCGCCUGCUCAUCGACUAUUCUGAUGCAAUGUCGCAGUCCGGAUCUCAGUUCCGAGUAAUAUUCCUAAUUCCACAAUAUUUUUUGAACCUCCCGGUGCGGAUUUCUUGACCCCUAAGGAGAUGAUGCUCAUCUUCAUUAUCCUAGCUCUUGACCGUACAGUACAAGAAAGACACCACACUUAUAUAUGACGGGCUCCUCACCAGAAACGCUGC
Messenger RNA from Hyaloscypha bicolor E, 977 nucleotides. RefSeq lists its product as uncharacterized. The transcript is spliced from 2 exons. The record is from RefSeq and is a predicted model, not a curated record. The coding region runs from base 92 to 748 and encodes 218 amino acids. Lineage: Eukaryota; Fungi; Ascomycota; Leotiomycetes; Helotiales; Hyaloscyphaceae.